Messenger RNA from Bradysia coprophila, 4876 nucleotides. RefSeq lists its product as uncharacterized. Gene Ontology annotation, molecular function: calcium ion binding. NCBI's taxonomy places the organism in Eukaryota, Metazoa, Arthropoda, Insecta, Diptera, Sciaridae. The record is from RefSeq and is a predicted model, not a curated record.
AUAUGGCAAUGAUGAAAAGUGAAUAUAAAACCUGAGUUUGUUGUGUUAUGCAGAUCAGUUGGCUUUUGAUUCGCGUUCAGUUCAGACCUAGCCGGGGUGUGAUAAAGUCGAUGAAAAUGUUCGAAAAGGAGAAUACUGUUGUGCGUUUGGAAUAAAUUUUUGGGGUUUUUGGUUUGAAUUUGUUUUUUUUUUAACAAAUUUGAUUCAUUGGACUGAUUUCGAGUAAUCGAAAGCAUGUAAAUUUAACUGAAACAGAAUAACCCUUUAGAGACAGUAUGUGUUGUGUAUGUUUCAACUGGGUAGUGAUAGUGUUGUAAAUUUAAAAAAAAAUUAACAAACAAUUCCAACUGGAUUAGAUAUUCAAAAGGAAAACAUGCAUCUAUUUACGCUACUUGUUUGGAUUAAUAUCACAAUAUUUUGUUAUGUUAUUGGAUGUGCGGAUGCAAAUCUUGUUGAAAGAAUUUCCCGUUUAAAAGAAACCAGGAAUGACGAUGGUUACGAGAAUGAUUUCGAUGUACCGUUGGAAUUCACAUCCAAUAAAGAUAGCUUUGAAAACGAAUACAUCGCCAACUUUGAAGAAAUGCCACAGAAACCGAAACGUGUCAAGUUGAAACGGAAACUGCAUAAUCGGAUGCAUAACGAAAAUAUAUCAUUCCAUCAUGACAGAAAGUCAGAGAAAUUAAAUCAAUUGACUGGGACAGAUGGUGAUAUUGUGGCACAGACCGAAACAACAUACGCAGACCACAGCAAAAACCAUAAUAACAUCAAUGGUAAGCGUAUCACUUUCAAGAAAGAACCUAGAAAUCGCAUUUCUAUUCUAACGGAGCGACAGCACAAGCUUAAAGAAGGCAAACUUGAUGGAAAGAAAAGCGAUACUUUGAAAAGGAAAAGAAAACAUCGAAAAAAAAAACCAUCAUCAUUGCCGUCGCACAAUACACCGUGGUUAGGUAGCGCCAGCGACAUCAGCAUUACUUCAAUUCAUAAAAUACCACUGAUUACUUCAAUGGACGAUGCCAAUCAAAAAUCGAUAAUGGGAUUAGUUGACAAUGCAGCCGAACGAUCUGAUGUAACCGAAUUUAUGUCGGUGGGUGAUUUAUCAUGCUUAGACAACGAUUUUAUACCAGCACCGAAUAUUCCAAAUGCAGACAUAAAAUAUAUUCGAAACGAUACACCAGACAACAAGAGUGCAUUUAUUGAAGCACAAUACAUAUGCCAUGAUGGCUAUAUUGUCGAUUUCAAUCAAAUGCGAACAACAAAGUCAAACGUUUUUUGUCGAAAUGGUGAAUGGCUUGGAGAAUUGCCGAAAUGUAUUCGAUCCGCUGAUACGAAUAGAGUAUGCCAACAGGCACAAAUUUGUGAGCACAUUUGUCAUGUAGAUAAUGCGGGCUUGGAAUAUUGUACCUGCUAUAAGGGAUUUCGCAUGAGGAAUGACCGGUGUGUAGACAUCAACGAGUGCGAAGAAUUUAAUAAUGUUUGCGACCUGGAUUGUGUGAAUACCAUUGGGUCCUAUCAGUGCCCGAAAAGAUUCCGAAAUGGAGCAAUGGAAAUAUGUUUGGGACGGUCAUAUUGUUUAUGUCCACCUGGAUGGACAUUCGAUGAAACGAGGAAAACUUGUAUUGAUAUAGAUGAAUGUGCUGAUCGUACUGUAAUGGAAAAAUUAAAUAUACAAUGCCGAGAUGGAUGUGAAAAUACACCUGGCUCAUAUAAAUGUUUGGAAAACUUUGAGUUCGAUAUACGCCUAACCGACGACGACGAUGAGCCAACAGAAGAUGAAGAUAUACAAAAUGUAUUCUGUCCCGAUGGUUUCGAAUACAAUACAACAACUCGAGGUUGUACAGACGUGGAUGAAUGUGCUGGCAAGGUGAACGGUGGUUGUUAUGAUCAAUGCAAAAAUACGGUUGGUAGUUUUCAUUGCUACUGCAAAGUUGGUUUCAUCCUCGCAGAAGACAAAUACACGUGCAUAACACUUAAUAUAACAUCGGAUGUGACAUGUCCCCCAUUAUUUCCACCACAUCAUGGAUAUUUAGAAUGUACUCAACCGACUAGUUACACUUCUGGCAAAAAUCAAAUAACCAACAGUCCGGGAAGCCAAUGUAUUUUGAUAUGCCCCAAUGGAUAUAGAAUGAGUGGAAGUUUUGCAAAGACAUGUGGUAUGAAUGGUAAAUGGAUUGGUGCAGACGAUGGAGAGUGCAUAAAAUAUCCUACGCCGCGGCUAAUUUGCCCAUCAGACGUUAUCUAUGAAACGUUACCGAAUAAGUCAUUUGCUGUAAUUAAAGUGCUUAAACCGAAAACAGACGUUAAUUGGGAUCGUGAUAUUGUGACCAAUCCAAUUUGGGUGAAAAAUGGGGCAUUUGAGCUGGGUGUAGGUGUUUUACACAUAAAUUACACGGCAACACAUCCAAUUUCGCACAUAUCAUUGUCAUGUGACUUUACGGUUACAGUGUUAGCUGGUGAGCCUCCAACAACUCACUCAUGUCCGCCUACCCAAAGCAUAACUUUAGCCAACCAUGAGGAUCGAGUGAAAGUGAAUUGGGAAGAGCCCGUCUUCAAAGACAACAUAAAUGUGACCCAUGUGGCUCAUACCGAUAUUGCGGGAACAUAUUUCGGUGUCGGAAGCCAUCAAAUAACCUACACAGCAACUGAUUUUGCUGGCUACAAAACAAAAUGCGUUUUUGAAGUUUCGAUAAACGUUCCAGAACAUCAUCACACCAAUAAUCGCCAAUACAAAAAUCAUCCAUUCCUACCGAUUUAUGAUUUCUUUUAAGUCCAUUUCAAUGCGAUAGCGAUAUUGUAAGUUUAGUGGCAAUGCGAUGUGUUUGUCUUGAUUUAGGAAUUGACUGUAAUUGUAACAGCGUAUAUUUUCGGAACGGAAAUGUUUAUCUAACGACAUUGUUCUUAGGCGAAGCUACGAGCAAAAUACAUUUCAACUGAAUGAAUAGUUUCAAAGUUUUCUGUAACCAACAAUUGGCAAACAAGUGCUUCGCAACGUUUACACGAUAAAAGCUAAUAAAACUGUUAAAAGUUUUUUUGAAUUCCCGGAACAAAGCGGAUAAUAACAAUAUCGUUCGAGUGUUAAAAUGUAUCGUGUUUGUUCUUAAAGUACUUUGGAAGAAGAAAAUGGAUCACUCAAACUAAGUGAUACUAUACACUGAGAAUGUAAAGUGAAUUUUUUUUGAGUCGCGAAUUCAUUACAAUAAACUAAGACAAAAAGGACCUUCAAUUUAUUUCCAACCAACCACAAAAUUACGCAAAAAUUUUCUUUUGUUAAUGAACGUCCUGUCAACAUUGGUGAAAUAAAUUCCAUCUCGAAUCUCUAAACGUCCAUGUCCAUACAAUAAAUAAAUUAAUUAUUUACCAUUUCAUUCGCCUCUUACUUCGUGAAGCAAGUUUAUUUCACCGUAUGUUCAGAUACUUACAUAGUCUUCGAAUCCGCCAGCAAAAUCAUUAAUUUUUGAUUACUGCGGUCAUCUUGUUAGAGAAAUAAUUUACAUUCCUUACGUGCCCUGUUCCUAUUUUGCAGCUUGAAGUUGCUAAAAGUCGUAUAAAUAGUCAUUAAGGUAACUCCUACAACUAACGCUUGCAAAGACGAAAUAUCAUUAAACUUAAUUGUUUCCAGUCAAAUAUUUAAGUAUUUUUAGGUACAUUGCUAGACGUAGAGCCUGUGCAUAUAUCAGUCCGUCACACGGUCGUGAUUUUAAGCCAAUGUCAUAUUAUUACACUGAGUGCAAUACGAAAAAUGUUGAGCAGCGAAUCUUUUUUUUAAAGCUCUAACGAGGGUAGGCAUAUCGUACCACAUAGUGAAAUAGCAAAAUUGUAGGUUUUGGUUUCAGAUCAUAUGCCGUACAAAAGAAAAAUCAAUAAUUUAACCCGUAAUCAUUGUUUCCAAAUCUCAUUGGUAAUUAUGGGAUCCAUGCUUUAAUUUUGACCCAAUUCAUAUUUUCUAGACAUACCCUCGUAAGGACUGAAUUUUGUCUAUGUUAGCAGAUUACAAACAAAUUCCUUUCAAAAUUUUCCGAUCCAUUUUAAAGUUGGCGAAUUUCAAAUGAGUGACGCACUUUGUUUCAGCUUUUCUUCAGCUGAUCUACCUAUAAACAAACAAAUGUGCUAAUGCCUCCUUAUAUGGGUCAAUGUACACGCAUGAGCAUGGUAAUGGUAAAAUCGUUUAAAGACUUACAACCAUAUUUGAGUGGAUCAGCUGAAAAUCAGCUGAAAUGAAAUGCUUCACUUAUUUCAAAGUCAGUGGGUACACCGACGAAACUUGUCAAAGUUUCGCAUAAUAGCGUGUUGUUAAGAUAUUGAUAGAGAUAUCUUUUAUUCACUCUAACCGAUGCGACCUUAUGGGAAACCUCGGCGACUUCUAGUAUACGUAAAAUUCAUCGGAAAAUGUUGAAACAAGGAAAUACUUUGUGGCUAGAAAGAAAGAAAUCUUAUAAGUCUAUGAUAAAAAUACCUCCCUCUUUCUAGUAGUGAAAACUAAAAGUUGUAAAACAAAAGCUCUUCGUAUCGAUUAGUGUAGCAAUAAAGCACUAGGUUUCAAAUGAUGGUCAAAUGAUGAGAGAAAGGUAUGCAAGCACACAAGCUCUCAGUCUAUGCCCUUUUCUUUAUUUCUCCAUUUAACGAUAUAUACUUAACACGUGAAUAAGCAGAAAUUGAGACAAAUAUUGAAAACAAUAACCCACAAAACUUGGAGUGGGUAGAAUAUAAGAAAGUACAAUAAUCAUAACCAGCUUAAUAUUUAUUAUGGAAAUGCUUUUCACUGUAAAUGUUCGGAUAUAGAUGUAUGAAUGUGGGUGGGAUAUAACAACGACAACGGAUCAUGUCGUUCGCCGGUGAAAAUAAUAAAGCUUAAGGACAACAAUAAAGUUUAAAAAGAAAA